This is a messenger RNA of Dracunculus medinensis (Guinea worm), 2190 nucleotides long. The record is from the annotation of a GenBank genome assembly. NCBI's taxonomy places the organism in Eukaryota, Metazoa, Nematoda, Chromadorea, Rhabditida, Dracunculidae.
AUGAGUUCUCUAUCAAUUGUGAGUCCCGAAAGGCGAAUUGAGUUAAAUCCAUUUGACGUGGACGCAUGGAACCUUUUGCUGCGCGAGUCGCAAACAAGGCCGAUUGAACUGGUUCGACCAUUUUACGAAAAACUGGUGAAGCAGUUUACGAAUUCGGGUCGAUACUGGAAAGCAUAUAUUGACCAUGAACUUCGCGGUAAGAAUUACGAAAAUGUUGAAAAGUUAUUUGGGCGAUGUCUUAUCCAUAUUCUUAAUAUUGAUUUAUGGAAAUGUUACGUUUUUUAUGUCCGAGAAACGAAGGGACAUUUGUCAUCAUUCAGGGAGAAAAUGGCACAAGCCUACGAAUUCGCACUGGACAAAGUUGGUCUCGAUAUGCAUUCGUAUUCAAUUUAUUCUGAUUAUAUUUCGUUCCUUAAAUCAGCCCCAACAGUUGGGCAAUAUGCUGAAAAUCAAAGGGUGACAGCAGUUCGAAAAGUUUAUCAGCGUGGUGUGAUCACGCCAAUGGUGAAUGUCGAACAACUAUGGGCUGAAUAUUGCUCAUAUGAGAAGAGCGUCAAUGCAACAUUAGCAGAAAAAUUAAUUGCGGAACGAAAUAAAGAUUAUCAAGUGGCUAAGCGUACGUCUAAAUCACUAGAACAAGUUACACGCGGCUUAAAUCGACAAGCUGUAAGUGUUCCACCGCGUGGAACUCCUGCUGAGAUGAAACAGUUGGAUAUGUGGCGAAAAUAUAUACAGUGGGAAAAAAGUAAUCCGUUAGGAACAGAGGAAUAUUCGCAUUAUGCAAAAAGAGUGAUAUACGCAUAUGAGCAAGCAUUGUUGUGCCUUGGAUAUUAUCCUGAUAUUUGGUAUGAAGCAGCACUUUUCCAGCAACAUGCUGCAAGCGUCUUAGCAGAGAAGGGUGAUGUGAAGUUAUCAGCAUCAUUAAAUGCAGAUAUUACUCAACUAUUUGAGCGUGCAAUUGGUGGACUUCUCAAGGAUAGCCAGUUAUUAUUUUUUGCUUAUGCGGAUUUUGAGGAAGAACGAAUGAAAUAUGAAAAUGUUAAAAAAAUUUAUGAUAGGCUAUUGGAAAUCGAAUCAGUUGAUCCAACUUUGGCUUAUAUACAACUUAUGAAAUUUAUGAGGCGGACAGAAGGAGUACAGUUUGCAAGGAAUGUUUUCAAACGGGCUCGACAAGACUCUCGUUGCAAAUUUCAUGUCUUUGUUGCUUCUGCUUUGAUGGAAUAUUAUUGUAGCAAAGACACUAAUGUAGCAAUACGUGUGUUUGAUAUGGGCCUUAAAAAAUAUGGAAAUGAACCUGAAUAUGCUUUGGCAUACGUUGAUUUUUUAUCUCAUUUAAAUGAGGACAACAAUACUCGAGUAGUCUUCGAAAGAAUUUUAACGUCAGGCACGAUGCCGACAGAAAAAUCCUUAGAUAUAUGGGACCGUUAUUUGGAGUUCGAGACGAAUGUCGGGGAUCUACCGAGCAUUCUUAAAGUUGAUAAACGACGUCGUGAAGCCCUUAAAGAGCAAUAUUCUGAUAUGCAAACGGUGCUACUGAUCGAUCGAUAUAAAUUCUUAAAUCUUGUUCCUUGUACCAAUGAUCAGCUAAAACUUAUGGGAUAUUCGGUACGACGUCAAAAUAAUACACGUAAUGCGAACGUUGCUCAAGGACCAUCGGUCGUUAUGGGUGGUGGUGUAAGUCUAGAAAUUUCUGGAUAUCCAAGGCCCGAUACCGACCAAAUGAUUCCUUUUAAACCGAAAUUAAAUACUGCCGCAAGUUAUCAUCCAGUUCCAGGAGGUGUUUUCCCUCCUCCAGUACCAGCUGCUCAGUUAAUGCAAAUGUUGCCACCACCUUGGUCAUUCAAUGGCCCUUUUGUUUCAAUCGAUCUUCUUAUGGAAAGCCUGUUGAAAUUUAAUCAGUCAGGUAGCACGAUUCCUUCAGUUGAUGUAAAUGUAAAAAUAGAGAAUGGAAUAAUGUUUGGUACUCAUAGAAUCGAAGAUAUCAAAAAAGAAUUUUAUCAGUUAUUAGCGACAACAACCGACCCUAAUGUGGUGCUUUCAUCAAGCGAGUACCAACAACAAAUAACAUUAAAUGCGAGAAAGCGCCGUGUUGCCGGCGAUUCGGAUAGUGAAGAUGAGACGUCGCCGAACGCAGCUGCGAUUUGCCGAGAUAUUUAUAAACGACGCAUGAAUUUAAAAGCUCAAGAAUAG